Molecule: messenger RNA, 1114 nt
Organism: Callithrix jacchus (white-tufted-ear marmoset)
Lineage: Eukaryota; Metazoa; Chordata; Mammalia; Primates; Cebidae
Source: RefSeq, a predicted model, not a curated record
CAUCUGCAUGGUACGUGCAGCCGCGCCGUGUCUGCCAGGCUGCGGCUGGGCACGCGUCCAGGCGCCCAAGACGGAAACUGGGGAUUGGAGCGGCAGAGCCUGGGCUGCUCCGAGUGAAGAAAGCGGGAAACACCACAGCUAAGUGCUAAUUCCAGUGUAAAGGUCGCAGCAUCUGCAGAGGAGUAGAAUGCUUGGCAGAAGGAGUACCGCCUCUGAUCCCGGGGCCUCCAUGUUCACGUCUGCAUCUAUGCCAGUUCCCUCAGAAACAGACACGCAGUGUUGAUGGGUGAACUUCUCACCUGAGGGUAAAGACUAGUUUGAAAAUGGAGAGCCAAGAACCAACAGAGCCUUCUCAGAAUGGCAAACAGCAUAUUAUUUCAGAGGAGUUAAUUUCAGAAGGAAAAUGGGUCAAGCUUGAAAAAACGACGUACAUGGAUCCUACUGGUAAAACUAGAACUUGGGAAUCAGUGAAACGUACAACCAGGAAAGAACAGAGUGCUGAUGGUGUAGCGGUCAUCCCUGUGCUACAGAGAACGCUUCACUACGAGUGUAUUGUUCUGGUGAAACAGUUCCGACCACCCAUGGGCGGCUACUGCAUAGAGUUCCCUGCAGGUCUCAUAGAUGAUGGUGAAACCCCAGAAGCAGCUGCUCUUCGGGAGCUUGAGGAAGAAACUGGCUACAAAGGGGACGUUGCCGAAUGUUCUCCAGCUGUCUGUAUGGACCCAGGCUUGACGAACUGUACCACACACAUUGUGACCGUAACCAUUAACGGAGAUGAUGCCGAAAACCUAAGGCCCAAGCCGAAGCCAGGGGAUGGAGAAUUUGUGGAAGUCAUUUCUUUACCCAAGAAUGAUCUACUGCAGAGACUCGAUGCUCUGGUAGCUGAAGAACAUGUUACAGUGGAUGCCAGGGUCUAUUCCUACGCUCUAGCGCUGAAACAUGCAAAUGCAAAGCCAUUUGAAGUGCCCUUCCUGAAAUUUUAAGGCCAAAGAUGACACUGGCCAUUUUUGUAAACGAGACCACCUGGCCUUCUUCACUAAGACUCUGUCUUCAACUUAGCUUAAUGUAGAUUUGAAAUUAGCUUUUUCAUAAAAUAAAAGCAGCACAGAAUGCA